AUGAGCAGCGGAGACGGCCCACAUGGCGACUCUUCGACGCCGUCGCCAACGUUGGGCGUAAACGCACCACCCUCGUCCCUGGCGGCCGAAGCAUCGACACCAGCCGCUGCGGUUCCCGAUUCCGUCCCCGCCAGUCGCACGACAUCGCACAAUGGCGGCGACAGGCACACGCGCCGUCGGGGGCCCAGGCCUGGACGCCGCCGCAAGCCCCAGGAGUUUCUUAUGGCGGACGGGCGGCGCGUGCUGGUGGCGCUGCCCGAAGACGUGGACGCGCUGCGCGACAAGUAUGCGGGCGUGAUGCGUGAAGCCGCGCAGGACGGUGGCGAGGGCGCCCCGCAGGUCGAGGUGGUCGUGCAUGGCUCGCAGGAACACAAGCAGUACUUGGAGGAGUGCCAGGCGCACCACCGGUCCCAGCGCGACACGCUCAGGGCCAAGUACGGGCCCGAGAUGCUAGCGGAGUGGGACCGCGUCACGGCCGACUUCAACAACGUGUCGACGGAGCUCGAGAAACUGGCAGACCACUCCGCGAGCCUGGGCCACAACUUUUCCAAGUUUGGAUACAGCGCGACGCUGCGGACGUUUGGCGGUGACGAGGGCCACGGCGGCGGCGGCGGUGGUGGUGGUCACGGAGGUCCAAGUGGCAGCAGCAGUCGCCGGGGCAGCGAGGUGGGCUCGAGCGCCGACAGCGUCGCCUCGGGCACGGACGACGACGACGACGACGAUAGCGGCAGCGGCGGCGACGACGGUGGCAAGAGCGGCGUGCCGGUGUGGCAUAACCAGAACAACGGCCAAAUCAUGCAGCUGUUCAAGCGGCCCAUCGUCAAACAGUAUUUCCACCGCGGGCUGCUCUGGCGGGCGAGCGAGGAGACGUCGGUGCAGAGUUUCGAGCUGUUCUUUGACCUGCUCUACGUCGGUAUCAUUGCGGUCAACGGUGACCACGCAGCUGAGUCGGCCGACGGGUUCGAGCUGCUGCGUUUCCUGGUGACGUUCUGCCUAAGCUGGAAGAUCUGGAGCGACGUGACGCAGCUUGUCAGUUGGUUCUCGACCAACGACGUGGUGCAGCGCGUGGAGAUUCUGUUCUUGUUUGCGUGCCUGCUGGGCGUCACGGUCAACAUGGUGCAGACCUUCUACGGCUGGGGCUCCUCGGGCGAGGCGGGCAGCGCAUCGACUGCUGAGCCGGCGGCCGGCGGCAGUGCUGGCGAGCACAGCCUGCUGUUCCGGCGCGAGGAACCAGCGACGGCAAGCACGAGCGAGGCCUUCUUGGCCGACACGUACCCGGCGCUGGCUGCAUACUAUGUGACGGCGCGGCUGUUCAUGGGGCUGUACUGCUUUGUGACGGGUCUUCUCGUGCCGCUGGUGCAGGGUACAAUGUUCUGCCAGGUGGCGCUGAUUGUGAUCGGGGCGGCGCUGUGGAUUGCGAGCAUCCAUUUGUCGAUGCCGGUGCGGCUGGCGUGCGUGUUCGUGGCACUGGCGUUUGACCUGUUUGGUGGCAGCUUCGUGGUCGGCCUCUUCCGGUACGCCAACAGCCACAGCAAAACGCGGCUGGGGCGGUACCUAACCACCAAGGUAUUUGACUUUUACCCGGCGAUGAACAUUGAGCACAAGGUCGAGCGGACCAAUGCGUUUAUUUCGCUGGUGCUGGGCUACUCGGUGGUCGGGGUGCUGUACCAGAACAGCCACGGCUAUGGCGUCAAUGCGUUUUUGGGCAAAGCCGUGCUGGGACUGGUGCAGGCCUUCAUCUUCAACUGGAUCUACUUUGACAUUGACUCCACCAACAUCCACGUGCACGCGAUCCGGCGGCGGGCCGAGACGGCGUACAUUUGGCAGUACGCGCACUUGCUGUUCACGCUGGCGUUUAUCCUGUCGUCGGCGGCGCUGACGCGGUUUGUGGUGGCGACGGAUGUCGACAACGCGUCGCUUGACUCGCUGACGGAGAUGUACCAGGCGCGGUCGUCGCCGGAGCUGUCGCUGGGGCUGCGACUGUACUACAGCACGGGUCUGGGCGUGUCACUGUUUUCCAUGACGCUGAUCGCGCUGUGCCACCAGCACAAGAUCCCGCCGACGGCGCGACUGCCCAAGUGGGCGCGAAUGGCGAACCGGCUGGCGGUGUCGGCAAUCUUCUGCGCGCUGCCGGCGGCACAGACGCUGUCGUCGCUGUCGGUGAUGUCGAUUGCAACGGGGCUGAUUGCGUGGGUGCUGAUUGUGGAGAUUUACGGGCAGUCGUGUGUGGGGGACCGUCUGUUUGAGACGCGGGAGGCCGGCGAUUACACGGCGCGGUGCAGCCAGCGGCGGCUGCGGAAAGCGCUGCGGGACGCGGAGCGGGAGCGCCAAAAGGAUGUGGAGGACGGCGGUCGCGACCAGCCGCAAAUUGAUGUCAAUGUGCUGACACAGGGCCAAAAGCACGGCGCAAUCUAUAUGGAGUAA
Molecule: messenger RNA, 2424 nt
Organism: Sporothrix brasiliensis 5110
Lineage: Eukaryota; Fungi; Ascomycota; Sordariomycetes; Ophiostomatales; Ophiostomataceae
Exons: 1
Coding region: 1-2424 (807 amino acids)
Source: RefSeq, a predicted model, not a curated record